Molecule: messenger RNA, 2112 nt
Organism: Cornus florida
Lineage: Eukaryota; Viridiplantae; Streptophyta; Magnoliopsida; Cornales; Cornaceae
Product: transcription factor TCP9-like
Exons: 1
Coding region: 235-1353 (372 amino acids)
Cellular component (GO): nucleus
Molecular function (GO): DNA-binding transcription factor activity; sequence-specific DNA binding
Source: RefSeq, a predicted model, not a curated record
GCCUCUCUUUACGAAAGGGUAAUUCUAGGGUUCGUUCAUUUCUCCUUCGGUCUGUGUCUUUGGGUUUCUCCUUAUUUGUUUCUCCCAUUUUCUCUCUCUAAAAUAUUUCUCUCUCUCUAAGAUGAUACUGACACAGAUGUUCUGAUUAUCUUCCAUUCUCUCUGAGUCUUCUGUGUGUGAUUCUUUAAGGGUCUUUGCUAAUUCUACUGAGAUUUUAUUUGUUCUCAGCUGGUCAUGGCUACAAUACAGAAACAAGAGCUUGAAGGAGAAAACAGACGAACCGCUGAUCAGAGAAUCAACGGUAUAGGAAACGUGGGUUCAAUUGAUCACAACGUUGACGUUCCAUCUCAUAAACCACCACCGGCAGCGCCACCACAAGAAACACUGCCCACGGCUGAGAAAACCCAAUUGCCACCGCGCACGGAGGCUUCGGUGUUGUUUAAGGAGGAACCGGAGUUUGAGGAGAGGUCAACGGCGGAGCCGAUUAGUAUGUUGCCGGUGGCGAUGCCGAUUCCGGUGCAGAUGAGACCAGCGGUGGCGCAGCCGCCGAAGAGGGCGUCUACAAAGGACCGCCACACGAAGGUGGAGGGCCGUGGGCGGAGAAUCCGGAUGCCGGCCACCUGCGCCGCCAGGAUCUUCCAACUGACCCGAGAGCUCGGCCACAAGUCCGACGGCGAAACCAUCCGGUGGCUGCUGGAGCACGCGGAGCCCGCCAUCAUCGCCGCCACAGGGACCGGCACCGUCCCCGCCAUCGCCAUGUCCGUCGGUGGAACCCUAAAAAUCCCAACUACCUCCGCCGCCGCGAACGACGGCGACCCCACAAAGAAGAAACGCAAGCGUCCAGCAAACAGCGAGUACGUCGACGUCAACAACGACACCGUUUCGGUCCCCUCCGGUCUGGCACCAAUUGGAGCAGCGACACCUCCCCAAACACUGGUGCCCAUGUGGGCCAUACCAUCAAAUGCAGCUCCAACAUUUUGGAUGAUUCCAUCCACAACCGCCAUUGCUGGGCCUUCAAAUCAACCCCAAUUUUGGACAUUUCCGACCACGGCCACGCCGUUGAUCAAUUUAUCAGCAAGACCCAUUUCAUCUUUCGUAGCGUCAAUGCAACCCACAAUCAAUAUCAGCACAGCGACGCCAGUAGAGCUUCAAGCUUUGCCAACCUCUGUCACUGCAAGUUCCACAGUCGGUCCCAAAACUGAAAGAACAGUUUCAACUAGUGCCCCAAGUUCAACUUCUACGGCUAAAUCUCCAAUGCUCAGAGACUUUUCGUUGGAGAUUUAUGAUAAACAGGAGCUUCAGUUCAUGGGUUCACGCUCUGCUAAUCCCCAAACACCUUCUUCCAAACAAUGAAGAUUAGGGCUUCGAAUCUUUUGAUCAUUCCGCCAUGAAUGUUUUGAGCUUCAACUUUCUCACUCUAGAAUCUCUCUCUAGUUUUUGGUGUGGGUGGGGAUCACGUGCGCACGUGAGGUCGAGUUUAAAGGUAUGCACGUGCGAAGUGGGAUCAGAUUAGGCGAAGGGCGAGGAGUUUGUUGGGGGUGUGGGGUUGGUGGGGACCACUAAAAUGGUGGGUCAAAGCUUUGAUACAAGCAAAGGGCGCAGCGUGUACCGUGCAAAAGGGUGGGGCUUAGGCCCUUUUUUCUUUCUGUGUGUGGGCCACCUAGUCUGUCUGUCAUGAGAUGGUGGGUUGGGGGCCCCAAGGAGGAUGAGGUUGUGGGGCCCAUAAGAAACCGUUCAACAAGGUGGCCAAGUGGUGGUCCCAUAUAUCUGCUGAUACAACCGAGACGGAGUGGGGAAAGUUUGCGGCUUAGAUUCAGACACGUGGCUGUCCUUUUAAAGUAGGAAUAGAUGGUGGGCCACGUUUUUAUGCUGCAACACGUGGACCAUCUGGUGGGCUGGUGAGGAUCUGGACCGUUUAUUGGUACGUGAUAGUGAUUAUCAUAAUAAGUUUGAUCACGGGGGCACAUUGGAGGACUCGUGCAUUCGGUCUUUGCAUUGAUAGUGUGUAUUUUAUAGUUAAAUUCGACUCAAUUGUUAAGAGUGCAAAUUCUUGGCAUAUUUAAAACAAAAUCUCAUAUUCAAACUUAAUUUUUUGUUUUAUACUAUGAACAA